UAUGAAAGCUGCCACCAAGUGGUUGUGUAAAGCGAGAAGGUUACGUGAGAGGCUGUUUUCUGUUUGCUUCCUCGUCUUUCUUCCAUUAAAAAAUGAGCUUUCACGACUGACUGCACCUAAAAAAAGGCCGGUCUUGAAGGCUUCCACCGUGUAUGCUGCUCCGUGUGUGGAAAAGAUCUCAUCUUCUCACCGCACCGAUAACAGCCCCGAGGCUCGCGCGACUCCCCAGUCAGGCUCGCAGACCGAAACUCUCCUUCGCUUCAUUCGGCGGAGCCACCAUGUCGGGGAAAAAACGCAAGGCGCCGACUGCCGAGGGAGGAAAGGAGCCCAGCGCCAAGCAGCCGAAGGUGGAGAAGGCGGAGAAAGCCGCGGGCUGGCUGCAGAACCUGGUGAAGCAGCAGAGGGAGGACAAGAAGGACAUGAAGUUCAACAAGAAGCGCCAGCGGUUUCUCACCGACACGGAGAAGAUCAAGCAGGGCUCGGAGGGAGUGCUGUACUGGAUGCAGAGAGACCAGAGGGUGCAAGAUAACUGGGCCUUGAUCCGUGCGCAACAGCUGGCCGCAAAGGAAGAGCUCCCCCUGCAUGUGUGUUUCUGUCUGGUGGUCCCGAAAUCGGAGCUGUCCACACUGAGACAUUACGCUUUUCUGCUGAAGGGACUGCAAGAAGUCGCAAAGGACUGCAAGCGGCUGAACGUCCAGUUCCACCUGCUGCGCGGGGCUCCGGGCGAAGUCCUGCCCGGCUUCGUGUCUGACCGCGGUCUGGGCGCCGUGGUGACCGACUUCUCCCCCCUCAGAGAGCCUCAGCAGUGGCUGAACGACGUCAAAAAGAAGCUUUCCAAGGACAUCCCCCUCAUACAGGUUGAUGCCCAUAAUAUCGUUCCCUGCUGGGUAGCUUCACCCAAGCUGGAGUAUUCUGCCAGAACCAUCAGAGGAAAAAUCACCAACCUUCUGCCUGAGUUCCUCACUGACUUUCCUCCUGUAGAGAAACACCAACAGACUGCCACGAGAACAGCUAAACCUGUAGACUGGGAGGAAACCCUGGCCUCCCUGGACGUUGACAGAACAGUAGGGGAGCCUCAGUGGGCCACGCCCGGCUCAGAGGCCGGCAUGGCCAUGCUGGAGUCCUUCAUCGAUGUCCGCCUGAAGCUGUUCGCCACGCAGCGCAACGACCCCAACAUGGCCGCUCUCAGCCAGCUCUCCCCGUGGAUCCGCUUCGGCCAGCUUUCAGCCCAGCGUGUGGCGCUGCAGGUCCGGCGCUGCGGGAAAAACGCCAGCGAGUCUGUGGCCGCCUUCAUCGAGGAGCUGGUGGUGCGCCGGGAGCUGACCGACAACUUCUGCUUCUACAACGAGAAGUACGACAAAGUGGAAGGUGCUUAUGAGUGGGCCCAGAAGACCCUGAAGGACCACGCCAAAGACAAGAGGGAACGCAUUUACACCCGGGAGCAGCUGGAGAAAGCACAAACACACGACAAGUUAUGGAACGGAGCUCAGUACCAGAUGGUAGCGGAGGGGAAGAUGCACGGUUUCCUGAGGAUGUACUGGGCCAAGAAAAUCCUGGAGUGGACCCGCUCGCCGGAGGAGGCGCUCUCCAUCGCUCUCUACCUGAACGACCGCUACGAGCUGGACGGUCAGGACCCCAACGGCUUCGUCGGCUGCAUGUGGUCCAUCUGCGGCAUCCACGACCAGGGCUGGGCGGAGAGGCCCGUCUUCGGGAAGAUCCGCUACAUGAACUACAAAGGCUGCCUCCGGAAAUUCAACGUAGCUCAGUUUGAGAGGAAGUACUGUCCCAAAAAGGCCUGAAGCACGGUGCGCUUGAAAGAAUGGAGAGGAAAUGUUUGAUGAGCUCCAUCUCUUACAUUUUCCCUCAGGGAGCGUUUUUUUAAUGUCUUUUAUGCUGUGGACGUUUAUUCUUAUCUCUGAAGCCAUCCAGUAAGCUAUGUUGGGCUUUUAUUUCCUUUAUUUUCUUUUAAACUCCACCAGCUUAUACAAACUAUUUUGCAGGAUGUUUUUUGUUACAUAUAUAUAUAUAUAUAUAUAUAUAUAUAUAUAUAUAUAUAUAUAUAUAUAUAUAUAUAUAUAUAUAAAUAUAUGUAUUAAUUUUAUAUAUUUUAGAAGCCUGUUUCUGCAUUGUUUUGAUGCUGCCUUUGGAGUCACUGUCACAGCUCUCGUGUGUAUUUUUUUUUUGUUUUUUUUGUCCACAUCUUUUGGCCUGUAUGACUCUGUUUGCCAAAAACAGAUCAACUAUUUUGAA
Messenger RNA from Gambusia affinis (western mosquitofish), 2250 nucleotides. RefSeq names its product CPD photolyase (gene cpdp). Gene Ontology annotation, biological process: photoreactive repair. Bases 153 to 1799 code for a protein of 548 amino acids. The transcript is spliced from 10 exons. Gene Ontology annotation, molecular function: deoxyribodipyrimidine photo-lyase activity. Lineage: Eukaryota; Metazoa; Chordata; Actinopteri; Cyprinodontiformes; Poeciliidae. The record is from RefSeq and is a predicted model, not a curated record.